This is a messenger RNA of Sporisorium graminicola, 2067 nucleotides long. RefSeq lists its product as uncharacterized. The record is from RefSeq and is a predicted model, not a curated record. Gene Ontology annotation, molecular function: DNA-binding transcription factor activity. The transcript has a single exon. NCBI's taxonomy places the organism in Eukaryota, Fungi, Basidiomycota, Ustilaginomycetes, Ustilaginales, Ustilaginaceae. Gene Ontology annotation, biological process: regulation of DNA-templated transcription. Bases 1 to 2067 code for a protein of 688 amino acids.
AUGAUCAACAACUCGCCUUCCUUCUCCUCGCCUUCAGGCGCUCACACUUUCUCUGCUCCGUCGUCCUCGCCGCAGCCACCUUCUUGGGCCAACGCAGACGCUCACCAACAGAUUGGAAUGUCUCACAACCUCCUCGAGCAUUCCUUCUCUGCAGACCACACCAAUUCGGUUGCGUUCCAGCCCAUGUUCAACAACCCUUUCCCCGCCUCCUUCCAAUCCAAUGCCGGCGUGCCCAGUCUCGGUGCUCCAGCUCCUAUGCUCGUACAACAACCACUGUACGUUGCCCAAGAGCUCAAUUCCUUCUGGAAGCCAGACAGCAACCCAGCUCAACUCGUCAAGAUGGAGCCCGGCAAUGACAUGUUCGCCGCUCGCGAUUUUGUUGCGUACCGUGGCUCCCAGCCCAUGAUGGGAAGCAUGAGUCUCCCCAGCUACGCCACCCACGCUCCCGACAGGCGUUUCACCUUCUCUGACGCAGAGUCCAUCGGCUCGGUCGCGUCUCCGAGCUCCACUUCCGAAGCCUCUUCCCGACCGGCUUCCGCAAAGCGAGGUUCCAAGCGCAAGACCAUGCUCGAUGCUUCGCUCGACUCCCCCGCCGCUGCCGGCACACCCCAAGCUUCGGAUGCGGUCAAGGGCUCCAAGAAGGUCUCCAAGCAGGCCAGCCAGCGACGUCCUCCCCCUUCCGCUUCGCACGUCACUGAGUCUGGGAAGCCCUUCCCCGUCAUCGACACCUCGGCCAAGCACUCGAGUCUCUUUGUGCCUCCCGACACCUCGGGCCUCACCAAGCGCGAGGCGCGUCUCGUCAAGAACCGCGCCGCCGCUUUCCUUUCGCGACAGCGUAAGCGUGAACAAUUCGAGGAAAUGGAAAUCAAGUGUAAAGGCAUCUCGAUGCUCGUUUGGCGCAUGUGGGAGGCCAUCGCCGGUCCCGACGCUGACCUCGAGCGCAUCGACUCGACUUCGCUCGCUGCCGUGCUAGCCAACGAAGAGCCCAUGGCCCGCCUCUGUCUCGAAGAAGUUAUUUCUAAAAAGGGUGCCUCCAUCGCACCCACUGCCGACGACGCAGAAGGCACCCCCGCUCCCGAGUUUGCCACUAAUCCAUCCACCGCUGCGCCUGCUCCCAAUGCCCAGAAGGAUGCUCAAGCCGCUGCAAUUGCCUCUGCCGAGCUCGAGCAAGCCCGCUGUGAUCUGGCUGCCUCGAUGCAGCGAGAAUCCGAGCUUCUCGCUCAGCUCGACGCGCUCCAUACCAGCGUUGCUACCGCUCAGGCUUCCAUGUCUACCAGCGCUAUCCCUGUGAAUGGGUUUGAGGCCAUGGACGCCAACGUGGCCGCGAUGCCCUUCAAGGGAGUCCAGGGUGCCGAGCUUCCGCUUUUUGUGCCUGAAUCGCCGCUGUCCAAGUUCACCCUGGGUGAUGCUCCCUGCUCGGCCAUGAUGCUGGAUGCCUCUCAUUCUGCUGGCUUUGACCUCUCCAAGACUCCGACCUUGGCCAUGUUCUCCGAAAACGCUUUGCGCAACCGAUCGGCCCAGCAGUAUACCAAUAGCGGCAGCAAGGUGGCUGCCCCUGGGAUGGGACUCGGUCUUGACUACCGCUUUCCGUGUGCGUCGGCGCCAUCUUCACCGUCCACUGCCUCCUCGUCGUCCAUGGAGAGCAACCAGUCGCGCGCCAACUCUUUGAUCUCGCAGCACUCCGCAUCAUCGGGCAAGGCUCCUAGCACGCUUGCUUCGGUUCUGCUUUUGGCUGGCAUGUCGCUCAUGGGCGUCGGCCCCUCCGCAGAAGAGCUGGCUGCUACCGAGGCAUCCACCAGUGACUCUACUGCUGCCGCUAACACUUCUUCUCGCGAGCAGGCUCGUACUUGCCGAAGAUCGUUCGCCAAUGCCAAGGCUCCCGCUCGCGCUGCAUCGACGCACGCUGCUGGACAGCCUUCGUCGCACUUGAGCGAUGACGAUCUGCUAGUCGAGAUGGGUCUCGCCUCUGCCUCGCUCUCCGAAGCCGAGGACGGGGAUGAAGAGGCUGGCCACGGUGCAAGCAUUAUCCAACCUGCGGCAGGUGCCAUGACCGUGUCAUGCACAUGA